AGGUUGGACAAGCAGUACCGAGGAGCGGAAGAGAAGAUAGUUGAGUUCCGAGAUAAGCUCAGAGAGGCGCGACUGGAGUUAGCAGCAAAAGAUAGACAGCUCGAUGCCGCUCGAAAGCUUCUUGCGAGGUUGGGGAGCGAAAAGUCGGAGCUGGCGAUGGUUGCGGAGCAGAACCGGGAGCUGUCGCGCUCCUUGGAGGCUAAGCUUUCCCUGAGCCAUGAUGCUCCGGACCUCCAAGCUAUGAUCCACCGAUCUAAGCGCAAGGUUGCUGACCUCACGGAGCAGCUCCACGAGGCUCAGACCCGGUUGCUGAUGGCUGAGGAGGUCGGUCGGCAACAGGCCGCCGAGGUGGCAGUACUGAAGAGGGCGCUGGGGCUGCGGGCGGAGCUGCCGGAGGGGGCGGUGGGGGUGCACGACGGACAGGCGCAGCUGCUGCAGGCACUAACGAAAAGCCAGGAUGAGAGUGCUAGUCUAGCAGCCCAGUUGGCGGAUAGUUGUCGUAAGGUGGCAUCCCUGGAGCACCAGGUCACUCGGCUCCACAGCGAUAUGGACCGGCUGGUGGGUGCGAGGGUGGCGGCGGAGGAAGUCCUGCAGUCAGCGAGGAAGGAGGCUGCUGAUGGGCAGAACAGGGCGGCAGCAUUGCAGCGGGAGGUCGAGGACCUCAAAUCCCAGCUGCGGAGGACCGCAGCGCACUUGCAAGAGGUUCAAUCCGCCCGGAACAACGCCGAGACAGCUCUGGACUCCCUGGCCUCUAAGAACCGCCUCUUGAAGGGGAAACUGGGGGUUGCGGAUCGAGAGGCUAGAUCGCAACUGGAGGGUCUUCGCACUGAGUUGCGGUCUCUGGCCCAGGCGGCCGAGUCCGAGGUGCAACAGCUCCACGCGGCUCACAACGCCAGGGAGGGCGAGUGGGAGGCACAAAUGACAGUACUGCAGAAACAGCUCGCGGAAAUGGAGGCCCGUCUCUCCCAGUCGGAUCGCGACCACGAGGUGGAGGUGUUGCGGCUCCAGAGCCGUACAGGUGCCCUGGAGGCCGCGCUGGAGGGCAGCAGGCUGCGGGAGAGCUCCCUGGAGCGCGAGGCGGAGGUGCUCCAGGGGGAGGUGGCCCGGCUGGGCAGGGUGAAUGCGGAGUUGGCGGCCACCUUGUCUGCCUCCCGCAAUGAGGCUGAGGCGGUUUCGGAGCGAGCUGAGGAGGCCUUCAACAUGACGGAUGUGGAGAGGAGACUCAGGAUGCAGGUACACGUUCAGAGCCAGUUGGAGGCCGCCACCACCCGGGCGGCGGUGCGCGAGGAGCAGCUGGCAGCGGAUGCGAGCGCGCUGAGGACCGAGGUGGCGACACUGGCACUGGCCAACGAGCGACUCCGGGGGGAGCUCAAGGUGGCCUGUCAAGAGAAGCUUUCCGACGCAACCGCCCGACAUACCAUCAACGAACGACACAUAGAGGAGCUGCACAUCACCAUCCAGUCAUUGACCAAGUCAAAGACCAAGCUCCAGAACACCAUGCUGGAGCAGUUGUCCCUUUUCAAGACCAAGCUGCAUCAGGUGGAGCAGGAAAACCUGGCGCUGCGUACGGCACUUGCAACGACAUCAUCCUUGUCGUCGGUGCCGCCGUCCUCCCGCAGCGGACCAUCCUCAGCACCAGCAGACCCAAGGGUCGAUAGCUCUCGGCACACCACAGGGCCAACAAGUCAUGCGACACCAGCGACAAGAGGCCACCACGGCGAUGCCGCAACGAUGGCGCCCGGCGGCGGUGGCCCCGCCGCCGCCAGCAGCAGCAAUAGCAGCUACGAUUUGACGUCCAGCAACUUUCCGUCGCUGACAUCCGCCGUACGGGCACCCGGUGGUGACAGCGACAUCGGCGGCGGCGGUCCCAGCGUAGGCUCCAAGACGCCCACCGCCAUUUCGAGCCCAAGUAUGUCACUGAGAGACAGUGCCCUUGGUCCCGGUGUUGGCGGCGGCGCCGCCGCUGGAGGCAGCACUGCCGUGCGCGGCAGCGGCGGCGGCGGUGGAUCUUCCCGCUCCAGAACCCGCUCCUUAGGCUUGGACGACAAUCGUUCGUCGGAGGGGCUGCUGGGCCACUACGACACGUAAACGAGCGUUACUGAGUUGCGGCCAGUUGUGGCUUGUCGAGGCGCCGACUUGCAGGCGCCGGGCUGGAGCGGGAAUGGAGGACAGCGGCUCCGCCCUGUGCUGUACGGUAGCUCUAGUGGUUGGAGGCUGUGAGGGGCCAGCGCGUGUUGCUGGCUGGCUGGUGGUGCUCCUCCAUAUUGUUUAAAUGCCCUUCUUUAAUGAGGCUGACGACGAGGGGGAUCUAAAUUAGGCAACAAGGGGACGCGCCGAUUUCCCAGAGUGUCGCACCACCUGCCAUACAUCGCUAGCAUGUAUCAUCAACCGGUACAACGAUCCCCAAAUGUAAAGCCUGUCCGCAACCUUCCUGGACGUUUGAGCGUCCAAGGUUCCGUAUAGUAUACAUUCGAGCAUGAUCAUGGCGGUGUGGGUACAUGCGACGCGUAUUCCUUGUGGGAUUCGAACCCACAUAAGCCAGGUCGCGGGAGCCCAUGCCUGUCCCAAUAUGGCUCUUCUAAACUUGCCGUGUAAUUCCCUCAACUCC
Volvox carteri f. nagariensis is the source of this 2608-nucleotide messenger RNA. RefSeq lists its product as uncharacterized. Bases 157 to 2088 code for a protein of 643 amino acids. The transcript is spliced from 13 exons. The record is from RefSeq and is a predicted model, not a curated record. Lineage: Eukaryota; Viridiplantae; Chlorophyta; Chlorophyceae; Chlamydomonadales; Volvocaceae.